CAAGGCUCCCAUCCUGGCGCGUCAGAGCUCCCAAGCUAAUAAUAGGCCUUGCAAGCACUUGCAUCAACUGCACAACUGCACAACUGCACAACUGCAUCCAACUCCCUUCAACCUCACUUCUUUCGCCUCGCAUCGUCUCGCCUCACUUCGCUUCGCCAAACCCUUCACUACUAAAUCAACGAAGGAACUCCAAAUUCUCCGUUUUUCCAAUAGUUUAACCCGAAUCUCAUCCACAUCCACAUCCACAUCCAGAAACCCUACCAUCAGCUUUCAUCCUUGACAAUCAUUCACCAUGUCGGGAGGUAGCGCAGGCUUCGACCGGCAUAUUACCAUCUUUUCUGAGCAAGGAAGACUCUACCAAGUCGAAUAUGCAUUCAAGGCCAUCACCGCGGCCAACAUAAUGUCCAUUGGGGUCCGGGGCAAGGAUUGCGCCGUCAUUCUCUCUCAGAAGAAGGUUCCCGACAAGCUGAUUGAUCCUUCGUCUGUCUCCCACAUCUUCCAAAUCUCACCCUCCGUGGGUUGCGUCAUGACCGGGUCUAUCGCGGACGCUCGGGCUUUUGCGCAGCGUGCCCAGGGUGAGGCUGCCGAAUUUCGGUACAAUUAUGGAUAUGAGAUGCCAUGCGAUGCUUUAGCCAAAAGAUUGGCCAACAUUAGCCAAGUCUACACCCAGAGGGCUUAUAUGCGUCCCUAUGGUGUGGCUACGACGCUGAUAUCACUCGACUCGGAAUUUGGACCCCAACUCUACAAGUGCGAUCCAGCAGGUUACUACGUGGGAUACAAGGGAACUGCCGCUGGCCCCAAGCAACAGGAGGCACUCAAUCAUCUGGAGAAGAAGCUCAAGAACAAGGAUCAUGCCGAAGGCACAUGGGAAGAUGUUGUCGAGUUGGCCAUUACUACACUCAGCACGAUCCUCAGCAUGGACUUUAAAAAGGGCGAAAUCGAGAUUGGCAUCGUUGGAGGCCCCCGAGCAGACGGUACGGAGGGAUCGGAUCCCUUCUUCAGAACUCUUACAGAGAACGAGAUCGACGAGCGAUUACAGGCGAUUGCUGAGAAAGAUUAAGGAUUGGCGGGCAAGGCGAUUGUGGCAUAAGGCUGGGUUACGAUUAACAUGUUUGAUUUGUUCGCGCUGGCCAGGCAACAUUAUAAUUGUGUUGUUGUGGGGGCAAGGGUCCUCGAGAUACCCUACCCUUCGUGGUGUCACUAGUUUUAGAUGCUCCAUCAACGGGAACCUUUGAUCUUCAUCCUGGUCCGUACCGUACUAACCCGUGCAGCCGUGGAGCCAAUAUACUCAUGCUUUUCUAAGCACGCAUUACCCAGCCUAAAAGUGGCUAUAGCUGAAGAA
This is a messenger RNA of Hypoxylon fragiforme, 1342 nucleotides long. RefSeq names its product N-terminal nucleophile aminohydrolase. Gene Ontology annotation, cellular component: proteasome core complex; cytosol; nucleus. The coding region runs from base 293 to 1060 and encodes 255 amino acids. The record is from RefSeq and is a predicted model, not a curated record. NCBI's taxonomy places the organism in Eukaryota, Fungi, Ascomycota, Sordariomycetes, Xylariales, Hypoxylaceae. Gene Ontology annotation, biological process: ubiquitin-dependent protein catabolic process. The transcript is spliced from 5 exons.